This is a messenger RNA of Saxophila tyrrhenica, 2160 nucleotides long. It is a transcript of the gene SCP1, whose product is annotated as calponin. Gene Ontology annotation, cellular component: actin cytoskeleton. Gene Ontology annotation, biological process: actin filament organization. Gene Ontology annotation, molecular function: actin filament binding. The transcript has a single exon. NCBI's taxonomy places the organism in Eukaryota, Fungi, Ascomycota, Dothideomycetes, Mycosphaerellales, Extremaceae. The record is from RefSeq and is a predicted model, not a curated record. The coding region runs from base 1 to 2160 and encodes 719 amino acids.
AUGGCAUCAGUCAGCUCCCUCGACCAGGACAUGCGCAACUUGCGCCUCUCGCGCUACACUCCUCAAGCCGCGAACCAGGUCCGUACCUGGAUCGAGACCACACUCGGCUCUUCUCUCCCACCCGGCGACCUGCUGGAAGUGCUGAAGGACGGCGUGGCCCUCUGUAAACUGGCGAAUCUGCUUCUACGACCGUCCCAUGGCGGGAUCAAAUUCAAAGCCUCGUCGAUGCCUUUCAUCCAGAUGGAGAACAUCAGCCACUUCCUGAAAGCGUGCGAGAUGCCGCCGCUGAACAUGCCGGCGCACGAUCGCUUCUUGACUGUCGAUCUGUACGAGAGCAAGGACCCGGCGCAAGUGCUGCAAUGUUUGGGUGCUUUCUCGCGGAUGGCGAAUAGUCUCAAGCCGGAUGUCUUUCAAACGACUAUAGGGGGCAAGAAGGCUGGGGCGGGGGGAGCAAUGUCACCAACGACUACAGGAGGUGCGAAUGGAGCAAGCGGGACGUGGAGGCAAAGUAGCAAUGCGAGCACAUCCAGCUACGGAGGGAGGACCAGUCCGACGAAAGCGUCCGCUGCAAUGCCUGGCACAGGUGCGCGAGCCAUGAGUCCUGCACUUACUGGUGGUUCGACCGGGUCGCAGAAGACGGAUGGAGGCUCGAAGGGUCCAGUCAGUAGUUGGAGCAGAAAGACCGAUGAAGGCAAUACGGCACCCGCAUGGAACAUCCACCAGUAUGGCUACAUGGGCGGAGCGAGUCAAGGAAAUCAAGGUAUCAGCUUCGGCGCACGGCGGCAGAUUACUAGUCAAGCCCCCAGCGUGCCGAGCUUGGCCGAGAAGGAGAAAGCGCGCAAAGAGAAGGCUGCUGAGGAGGAGAGGCUACGUCAACAGGCCGAAGAGGCCGAGCACAGACGGCGAGUGGAGCGCGAGGCGGAGGAGGAGCAAGCAAGAAUCGAGGAGCAGCAAAGAUGGGAGGACGAGACCAGGCGAACGCGGGACGAAGAGCGGAGACGGAUGGAAGAGCAGAAACGGCAGUGGGAAGAGCAGGAACGGAGGUGGAAAGAAGAGGAGGAGGCGAGGCGGAAGGAGGCUGCGGAAUUUUCGCGAAAGCUGCCACCACCGAAGCCUAGAGUGCCGAGCUCUGGAAUAUUACGAGGGCAGACGCUUUCGCAGUAUCAGAAAGAGCAGACCAGCAACGGUAGCGAAGCUGCUGAAACACCAGAGCAGAAGCGUGUGCGGGAGCUUGAGCAGCAACUCGAGGAGGCUCGAGAACGAGAAAGGCAGUAUCAAGCCGAGCGUGAGGAACGUGUAAGGCAAGGCUCGGAUCGUGGAUCAAGACCUACCACGGCUCGAACAGAGACGCCGACAGAGAGCUCCUGGGCGGGUGACGAGCGCGAAUAUCUUCGGCAGCAAUGGCAAAGCAACCAGAACGAUUCUGCCGCAAAAUCGGCAACAGAAUCAGGCGCGCAACAAACGAGACCGCUCCCAACACCUGAGCCACCCACGCGAUCAUUACCACAACAGUCUCCUCCGCCCGAUGAGCAAGACGAUGCCCUGCCUCUCCCUCAGCGCCUAAAACCCUCCGAGUCUGCAUCCUCCCUACCUCACAACCUACCUCCUUCGACAUCCACCUCUUCAAUUCCACAAGUCGACCCAGAUUCUGCCAUAAACUCUUCACCCCUGGGCAGCUCGAACCGGCCCCUCCCAACCCCGGACAAAGAAUUCCAACCCUAUACGCCCUCGCCUUUGCAACCAAAUAAGUCCCGCACAGCCAACUUCCUCUCGAGCAACCCCGCGCCCUCCCCCACACCUCCGCGGGUGUCCUCCACCCUCGAAACCGGCUCAACGGCCCUCGAUCAGUCUUCUCUCCGCGAUUCCCGCCUUGCCUCCCAGAGUACAACCAAAGCUGGCGGCUGGGCGAGCAAAUCCCUCCUUGAGCGCGAAAUGGAACGUGAGCGCGAGAGGCAACGAGAGUGGGAAGCGGCUCAGGCUGAGGUCAAAGCGGCACCGAGGGAUGAAUCGCAGGGUGUGAAGCCGGGCGAGAGCUGGGAUGUCAAUCAGUACGGGUUUACGGGUGGGGAUGGGCAGAACCGCGGGAGUAGUUCGGGUAGUGGGAUUGAUUUCGGAGGGAGGAGGCAGAUUCUGGGGCCGAGAGCGCUGCCGAAGCGAUAG